Lonchura striata (white-rumped munia) is the source of this 489-nucleotide messenger RNA. The record is from RefSeq and is a predicted model, not a curated record. NCBI's taxonomy places the organism in Eukaryota, Metazoa, Chordata, Aves, Passeriformes, Estrildidae.
AUGGCGGGCGGCCCGGCCGCGCUCGCCCUCGGUGUCCUGCUGGCCGCGUGCCACGCGCUGGACAACAGCACGGCCGGCCGGAGCGCUCCGGUGGCGGCGGCCGUGCGGUCGCACUUCCACGAGUGCCCCGACUCGCACCGGCACUUCUGCUUCCACGGCUCCUGCCGCUUCCUGGUGCAGGAGGAGAAACCCGCCUGCGUGUGUCACUCGGGGUACGUGGGGACACGCUGCGAGCACGCUGACCUGCUGGCCGUGGUGGCAGCCACCCAGAAGAAGCAGACCAUCACGGCCCUGCUGGUGGUGGCCGUGGUGGCCUCGGCGCUGCUCGUCACCGUCUGCGUCCUGGUGCACUGCUGCCGCCUGCGGAAGCGCUGUCCCUGUCCCUGUCCCUGUCCCGGUUGGUGCCGCGAGCCCGGAGCCGGCCCCGAGAAACCGGCGGGGCUGCUCAAGGGGGGAGCGUCCUGCUGCCACAGCGACACAGGUGUGUGA